Molecule: messenger RNA, 1012 nt
Organism: Xiphias gladius (swordfish)
Lineage: Eukaryota; Metazoa; Chordata; Actinopteri; Istiophoriformes; Xiphiidae
Gene: mrpl18
Product: mitochondrial ribosomal protein L18
Exons: 5
Coding region: 93-731 (212 amino acids)
Biological process (GO): translation
Cellular component (GO): mitochondrion; ribosome
Molecular function (GO): structural constituent of ribosome; 5S rRNA binding
Source: RefSeq, a predicted model, not a curated record
UAUUCUUCUUGACGAAGACGUGUAAGCGGAACAUCAGGUGUUGAGGUUUGUUUCUCUCAGUGCUGCUUCUAAAGUGGCACCAAGUGAACCGGAUGUUGUCUGAAUGUCAAAGAUGGCGUUCGACGUGUCCUGUUUGUGAAGUGAACACAGCUGAGGAGGAGAUGGCGCUGAGUGGAUUAAAUCGCAGUGUGCGGCAGCUGUUAGGUCAAAUUCAACGGUGUCGUCCGGUUGUGGCUACAAACCAGACCGCUCGUUGUCUGAGCCAAGAAGCCUCCCAGCCGGAGCCCAGCGCGGACGACAAUGAAGCCGUGAACCCGACCUUUGUGAACAGAAACCCCCGGAACCUGGAGCAGAUGGCUCUGGCUGUGAAAGACCGGGGCUGGAAGACGACCUGGCCCCACCGGCAGUUCUACCACAGGUUGGUGUUUUCUCGCACUCAGCAUCAUGUGACGGCACAAGUGUUCUCCAGCAGCUCUCCUGUCCCAGUGCUGACCUGUUCAACCACGGAGUGGGCCGUGAAAAAGGAGCUGGCUUCUACAAGGUGUGUGGCAGCGUGUCAGGCUGUGGGCGAGGUGCUGGCACAUCGAUGUCAACAGGCUGGCAUCACCAGGAUGGUGUACAGGGCCAUUCCCUGGACGUACCGCUCUGACGCUGUUCAGUCUUUCAGGGCAGCAAUGAAAGGAGGGGGAAUCACCCUCAGUGAACCCAGAAGGAAAUACAUCGGGACCUAAAUUUACGUGUCAUCUAUCGCAUCUGUUGUUUUGUAAAAAUAUCCUUUGUGACCCUUUACUAUAUCUGCUCUGUGGUGAAUUAUGACUGUACCAGUACUACAGUAAAUUACAAUUAUAAAGAGACUCAAAAUGAUCGCUGAAGCAAGGUUGCUUAUCCCUGUGCUCUGUCUCUUGUGGAUAAAAAUGUUUCUGAACAUAAGCAUUUCUCCUCUGGUGUGUUAUUCAAUCAAGAAACAAAGCAGUUGGUUUAAGUAUAAUAAUUUAUUUUUCACUCAUAAUGC